Messenger RNA from Paramecium sonneborni, 372 nucleotides. NCBI's taxonomy places the organism in Eukaryota, Ciliophora, Oligohymenophorea, Peniculida, Parameciidae. The record is from the annotation of a GenBank genome assembly.
AUGAAAGCCAAAGCUAUUAUAUAAUUCAAAUAUUCUAAAUGGGUUUAAAAUAAAAAUAGAUAAUCAUAUAAAAUACUCUGCUCUACUUUAAAAGUGUUUUACUUUAAUACAUCAAGAAAUACGCAAAACUUCAAAAAUAAGUUUGAGGCCAGUGAAAGAAGGAGAUAAAAAUAAGCAAAAUCUUAAAAAACCAUUAAUUCAAGCCUAAUCACCUCAGUAAUCAAAAAUCAGCAAAUUAUUGGUAACAAUGUAAAUUUAGGGUGUACCUACAAAGAAUCCAAACGUUAAGUAAGGUAAUGAAUAUUUAUUAUAAAUAGUUCUUGUACAUAAAAAUUAUAGGGUUUUCUAUCAUAGAAUUAGUUUACUUAUUGA